AUGAAGAGGUUCGUGACCAUCGUCUUGCGCGGUCUGCUCAGCCUGUCCAAGGAGAACCCCGUCUGGGCCAAGGAGCGCCAUUGGUUGCCCAAAAAGGAGAUCAGACGGAAAAGGAGGGCGUUCCGAAGUGCCAGAAGCGCCGGCGGACGCAACUUAGUCAAGGCGAUGAUACUGACGGUGUACCUCAGCGACGGAGAGCAGGCCCUGACGGAGGUCCCCAUCACCCCCGAGACCACCUGCCGCGAUGUGGUGGAGUUCUGCAAAGAACCCGGAGAGAACGGCUGCCACCUGGCUGAGGUCUGGAGAGGAAACGAGCGAGCCAUCCCAUUUGAGCACAUGAUGUACGAACAUCUCCAAAAAUGGGGACCCCGCAAGCAGGAGGUGAAGUUCUUCUUGCGGCACGAAGAUUCUCCCACCGAGAGCAGCGAUCAGGGGAGUCAGCAGUCUCAGGAUCAGACGGGACGGAGGACCGGCAACGCUGGAGAGAAGCACAAUGAGAACGGGGUGGGGAAUCCUCGCGUGGAGCUGACGCUUUCCGAGCUCCAGGAAAUGGCCACCAGGCAGCAGCAGCAAAUUGAAGCUCAGCAGCAGAUGCUCGUCGCUAAGGAGCAGCGUUUACGCUACCUGAAGCAGCAGGAGCGACGUCAGCAGCAGUCGGCCACCGAGAGCGAGAAGCUGCAGCGGCUGAAGGAGCGCGUGGAGAGUCAGGAGGCCAAGCUUAAGAAGAUCCGUGCCAUGCGGGGUCAGGUUGACUACAGCAAGGUCAUCAACGGAAACUUGUCCGCAGAGAUCGAGCAGGUGAGCGGACUUUUCCAGGAGAAGCAGGCCGAGCUGCAGGCGGCCGUGCUGCGGGUGGAGCAGCUCAGCCUGCAGUUGGAGGACCUGCGUCGGGGAAAGCUCAAUGGCAUUCAAACCACCCUGGGCGGACAAGUGACCGGCACUGCUGCACUGGAGCUCCGGAAGCUGUACCAGGAGCUCCAGAUUCGCAACAAGCUAAACCAGGAGCAAAAUAGCAAGCUUCAGCAACAGAAGGAGCUCCUCAACAAACGCAACAUGGAGGUGACACUCAUGGACAAGCGCAUCAGCGAGCUGCGGGAGCGCCUCUACAAGAAAAAAGCUGAGGCACGUCAAAAAGAGAACCUCCCUCUCAACCGAGCAAACGGCCCGCCGUCCCCGCAGCCGGCUACCGGCACGUUGGGGCGCGUGGCUGCCGUGGGGCCUUACAUCCAAGUACCCGUGCCGACCCGACAGGACGGCGGUUACGUCUUGCCGCCGGAACCGCUCAAGCCGCAAACUUUGGGUGUUAAUAACCAAGCUAACCAAGGCCGUGCCAAGUCAGACGGCGGCGCGCAAAAGCCGCCCGGCGGCACCUGGAAAGUGUCCGAUUUAGACAUCGUCGUGGACCCGCUGCCUGAGUCUCACCCGGGUCCGGGAGCAGCCUCUAGUUCUGACAGCACGUCCCCCGGCGACGCCGGUUGGCCCCCCGCGGCGAAAGGGGGCGCAUCCCUAAAGCCUCCCGAGAGACGAGACUCGGAUUCGCAAGCUAAGACCCCCCCUUCCGGCAGCCCCGCCGCCUCAAGUGCAGAAAAGUCGCCGGACUCCAAAAUGGCCGUGUCGUCCCCUUCCAUAUCCAAACCGCAACCGCCGCCGUACGGCUCGCACUUGUCUUCGGCGAGCUCCUUGGAGCGUCGCAAGGACGCGCCGCCCCCGCUGCCCCCGCCGCGGCAAAUGCCGAACCCCCCGGCGCCCGCCUGGGCCCGCGUGCCGCCCGCCACCGGCUCGUCCUCGCAGCAGAUCCAGCAGCGGAUAUCGGUGCCACCGAGUCCCACUUUCCAACCCCACGCGCCGCUCUUCCCGACCGGCAUGAGCGAGCGGUUGGACCCCCCGCCGGCCGUGGCGGUGCGCCCGUUCAUCCCGGACAGAGGGUCGCGGCCCCAGUCGCCUCGUAAGGGCCCGGCUACCAUGAACUCCAGCUCCAUCUAUCAUAUGUACCUCCAGCAGGCGGCACCGAAGAAUCAGCCACUCAAACCUGCACUCAAAGCAGUCUAUGGGAAACCUGUCCUCCCUCCCAAUUCGACACCCCCGUCGCCCCUGCCUUUUGUUCCGGCCGGAGGGGCCUUCCCGUUGCUCCAGGGUCCAGCCGGCGGCGUCGACGACACGCUAGAUGGCGACGCUGAGGAACAGGACGGCCUACGCCACACGGAACCGUUGGCUCCUCCCCCCAGCGUCGAGAACAUCCCACGCCCGCUCAGCCCCACCAAGCUCACGCCAAUGGUACACUCCCCAAUGCGCUACCAAAGCGACGCCGACCUGGAGGUGCUCCGGAAAAAGCUAGCAAACGCUCCGAGACCCCUGAAAAAACGCAGCUCUAUCACGGAACCGGAAGGCCCGAGCGGACCCAACAUCCAAAAACUUCUUUACCAGAGAUUCAACACACUCGCGGGGGGCAUCGAAGGAAGCGUCGGAUCGGGGGGCGGCAACGGCGCCGGCAACGGAACGCCCUUUUAUCAGCCGGCAAAUCCGCCGGGCUUUCUGGCCCGCGACCCGGCCGCCGACACGGACAACGGCAACCUUCCCUUGGACGCACUUCCUCCACCGCCGCCGCCCGAAGCGGAGGAACCGGGGUCGGAGGCGUCGCCCGUCGACCCCAACGACAACCGGCCGCUGCCUCCUCCUCCUGAAGGACUUUUGGACCCCGCCGAAGACGAAGGACCUGAAGAGGACGAGGACGACGACAACAAUAACAACUUGGAAAGCUCGAAAACUUUACCGAGCCCCGUGCUGGAGGUAACGUCUCCGGAGGAGAGCGGUAUCGCGCUGACCCAACCGUCACGCACAAACCUAAAGAAACCCGAGUCUGAGCGCACUGGCCACGGCUACCGCGUCAAAUUCAACCCUCUGGCUCUCCUAUUAGACGCGUCACUAGAGGGCGAGUUCGACCUGGUCCAGAGGAUCAUCUAUGAGGUGGAAAACCCCAGCACGCCCAACGACGAGGGCAUCACCCCGCUGCAUAACGCCGUAUGCGCCGGACACCACCACAUCGUCAAGUUCCUGCUGGAUUUCGGCGUCAACGUCAAUGCGGCCGACAGCGACGGAUGGACUCCGCUCCACUGCGCCGCCUCGUGCAACAGCGUCCACCUGUGCAAGUUGCUAGUAGAGUCGGGGGCCGCCAUUUUCGCUAGCACCAUCAGCGACGUGGAGACGGCGGCUGACAAGUGCGAGGAAAUGGAGGAGGGUUACAUCCAGUGUUCACAGUUCUUAUACGGUGUUCAGGAAAAGAUGGGUGUCAUGAACAAGGGCACGGUGUACGCGCUGUGGAACUACGAAGCUCAGAACCAGGACGAGCUGUCUUUCGCAGAGGGCGACGCCGUCACUGUCCUGCGGCGGCAGGACGACAGCGAGACGGAGUGGUGGUGGGCGCAACUGGAAGACACGGAGGGCUACGUUCCUCGCAACUUGCUGGGGCUCUACCCUCGGAUCAAACCUCGCCAGCGCACUUUGGCGUAA
Nerophis lumbriciformis (worm pipefish) is the source of this 3507-nucleotide messenger RNA. Lineage: Eukaryota; Metazoa; Chordata; Actinopteri; Syngnathiformes; Syngnathidae. The record is from RefSeq and is a predicted model, not a curated record.